Messenger RNA from Pangasianodon hypophthalmus (striped catfish), 7171 nucleotides. It is a transcript of the gene arid2, whose product is annotated as AT rich interactive domain 2 (ARID, RFX-like). Gene Ontology annotation, cellular component: SWI/SNF superfamily-type complex. Gene Ontology annotation, biological process: regulation of DNA-templated transcription. The record is from RefSeq and is a predicted model, not a curated record. Gene Ontology annotation, molecular function: DNA binding. The transcript has 21 exons. Bases 472 to 5628 code for a protein of 1718 amino acids. NCBI's taxonomy places the organism in Eukaryota, Metazoa, Chordata, Actinopteri, Siluriformes, Pangasiidae.
CACACACAGCGUGUGUGUAUGUGUAUGUGUGUGUGCGCGCGCGCGCGCCAGCGAGUCAACCAGCGAGCGAUUCUCGCGCACACACACACACACACACACACACACACUCACACUGUCAGAUCCACUCCAGAGCCGAACACGGCCGUUUGAAAUCGAUCGCUUUGGAUCAUGACGGUUUCAGAGCGCCGUUAGAUCUGAUUGUUUGGGUGAACUUGAGAUCGGGCUCGGCUUUUUUUUUUUCCUGUUUUGGUAGCUGUGUGUGUGUUGUGUGUGUGUGUGUGUAUUGUGUGUAUGUAUGUGUGUAUGUGUAACAGACCUUAUUAGCGAGCUGGCGCUCUUCUCCCCAUCUGCCAUUUCUUUAACUUUUUUAAAGCACUCAGCGUGGCGAGGGACCGAGCGCCGCCGGAGUAUGGCUUCCCCGGUGUCUUAGGGAGCCCGAGAGCGUGGUUUGGCCCGGUUCUGCGGAUCGACAUGAUGGCAAAUUCGACGGGGAAGAAUGUACCCGAGCAGCGGAGGAAAGGACUAGCUUUCCUGGAUGAGCUGCGGCAAUUUCACCAAAGCAGAGGAUCGCCGUUUAAAAAGGUCCCGGUGGUCGGGGGAAAGGAGCUGGACCUGAGCGCGCUGUAUGUCAGAGUCGUGUCUUUAGGCGGCUUCGCUAAGGUCUCGGAUAAAAACCAGUGGUCGGAACUUGGAGAAGAGUUUAAUUUCCCCAGGAGUUGCUCCAACGCUGCUUUUGUUCUGAAGCAGUACUACCUGCGCUAUUUAGAGAAGUAUGAGAAGGUCCAUCACUUUGGAGAAGAUGACGACGAGGUGCAACCUGGAAACCCGAAACCGUCGCUUCCGAUCGGUGCAAUACCUUGCUCCUACAACUAUCAGCAACACACUGUAUCAGACUAUCUCCGCCAAAGCUAUGGGCUGUCGACGGAUUUUGUCCCUCCAUGUGACUACAACAAAUUGGUGCUGUCCCUGCUCUCGGGGCUUCCUAACGAGGUGGACUUUGCCAUCAACGUGUGUACGCUGAUGUCCAACGAGAGCAAGCACACCAUGCAGCUGGAGAAGGAGCCCAAACUCGUCACGCUGCUGCUGGCACACGCAGGAGUCUUCGAUGACUCAUUAGGUAGCUUUUCUGCUGUAUUUGGCAUGGACUGGAGGGAGAAAACGUCCCGAGACUUCGCCAAGUUUUGGAAAGAUAUUGUUGAAGACAAUGAAGUAAAAGAUCUCAUCUCAGACAAGAGCUGCGCACCACAAGAUGGUACAGAGCAGCGUGCCGUACAGGCGGCGUUGUUUCACCCUCAGAGGAAUAUGGGCAUCUCUGACGUGGAGGGUCAGCGCGUACUGCAGGUAGCCAUCAUCCUGAGGAACCUGUCCUUCGAGGAGACCAACGUCAAACAGCUGGCAGUGAACCGCACGUGUCUGCGCUUCCUCCUCCUCUGUGCACACUGCACGUUCAUCUCGCUGCGGCAGCUGGGCCUCGACACGCUGGCCAACGUAGCAGGCGAGCUUCAGCUGGAUCCAAUGGACUUUCGAACAACACACUUAAUGUUCCACACAAUUACCAAAUGUCUGAUGUCAAGGGACCGGUUUUUAAAAAUGAGAGCCAUGGAGAUCAUGGGCAACCUAAGCAAGGUGGAGGAUAACGGUGUUCUGAUCUGCGAGUAUGUGGACCAGGAGUCGUACCGGGAGGUGAUCACCCUGCUUACCCUGCCAGACAUUAUGCUUGUUAUCUCUGCCCUGGAGGUGCUUUAUCAGUUGACAGAACUCGGAGAGAUCACCUGCUCCAAAAUCGCCUGUGUGGACAGGAGCAUAGAUCUGCUGGUGCGUCUAGUGUCGGUUGAUUUGCACACGUUUGGACCUGAAGCUCUGACGGCUAUUAAACUGAUCGAGCACCAGAGCACGAACAGCCAGGUGGCAGAGGUACGGCCGCAGCUCGUAGAGAACGUACCUCCUGCAGUGCAAGGCGCACCUGUGACAGUGACAAGAGUUCCUGUCCAGACUAACCCUCCACCUGGCAUUGUGGAGAUAGAUGGAGAGAAGUUUGCUACUCAGUGGCUGAAUGCUCAUUAUGAGGUGCAUGCAGAAGGCUCUGCUUCUCGCUCUGAGAUGUACUCUGACUACCUGGCAACCUGCAGUAAGCUGUCACGUGGUGGUGUUCUCACAUCCAACGGUUUUUACAAAUGCUUAAGGACAAUAUUCCCCAAUCAUACGAUAAAACGCAUGGAAGAGUCUAAGGUAAACCCUCAAGCUCAGAUCCAUGUAGUUGGUAUGAGGAAGAGGGCAAUUCCUCUCCCCAUUCAACUGUAUUACCAGCAGCAGCAGCAGUCCUGCCCUGUACCAGGGCCCAAACAAGAAGCCUCCUUAGAGCCUCCACAUCACACCCAAUCAGCGUUGCCGCCUGGUGUGGGUGGGCAGUUUGUUCGGGCACCAGCACCAAGCCUUACUGCCAACCAGGCAGCACCACCGGUUGCCUUCAACAUGCAUGGAGCACCACAUCCCCAUCCUCCUGCUCCCAACGCUCCAGCACCAGCUCACGCUCCUCCACGGCUCCCAGCAAACCCACCGGUACAAGCUCCGCCACCUUCCUCCCCAGCAGCUCCAAUGCUUCCACGGCCUAACGACAUCCUAAAGACAGCCAUGAUCCAGAGCUCCAUCCCCACAGCACCCACUGCUCCCCCUGCCUCCACCCAUUCCAUUGCCUCCAACCAUAAUAAUGUUACCCCUGCAGUCUCUCUACCCCAGACUCUCCUUUCACAUGCACCAGUAACACUGAUACAGAAGGCACUACCACAGGGACAUAUAUUCACAGGAAGAGUACAGGCAGCUUGCCCUCCUUUGGAGCAACAGCGGCUUCCAGCCCCACAGAGCCAGCAAGCUGCCUCUUCCCAGGAUACUGUGGUACUGGCCAACCCUCCUCAGUACUCGAGCACUCCUUGUACACCAUUGGUGGCAGAAGGGCAGGUGUUCACCGUAGCAGGUGUACAGAGUGCCCAAGGACCACGUGCGACUUUCCAGAACAUUGCCCCAAAACCCGCCCUGCAGCCACAGCCACCCCUCCAGCAUCCGCUACACCACCAGCCACACCACCAACAGCAGCAGCAACAGAGCUUAGUUAUUGUCAGUCCUAAUCCACAGCCCAAUCCUGCCUUUGCCCCAGCCAUCCACCACAUUGUGCUGGCCAACCCCUCAACCAUGCAAAAUGCCCAGACUAUCCAACUUUCCGGGCAACCUGCCACCUCUCCUCAACCAGCCUCUUCACCUGGCCAGCUCAGUUCUUGCCCUAGUCCACAGAUGCUGUCUCCAUCCUCAAAUCCCAGCCAGGGCCCCCCUCCCACUGUCAGUCAGAUGCUGUCUGUUAAGCGGCAGCAGCAGUUACAGAUCCACACAUCACCACCUCCACCGCCACCACCACCACCCCCUCCGCCAACCCCUCCCAUGGCACCACCCAUGGCCCCUGCCCAGACUACCUCCACAGAAUCUAGCUUGAUCAAACAAUUGCUGCUUCCAAAGCGUGGUCCUACAACACCAGGAGGUAAGCUUAUUCUCCCAGCACCACAAGUCCCUCCUCCUGCCAGCACCAGGGCACCUAGCCCACAGGUAGUUUACCAGGUAACCAAUAGUAGCCAGGGAACUCCGCAAACACCACAGCUGAAUGUACAGCUGAUGCAAAGCUCACUGCAAGGUGCAGGUGCUGUACAGACUGUGCCGAUCUCAAUCCUACCUGGGCAAAUCCUUUCCACCUCCAACCCUGCCACCAUCUUGCAGGCCACACCUAGUAACCAGGUCACCUUCACAGUAGUGCCAAACUCUAGUUUCCCCAAUGCUGCUGUUAGCAGCCAGGGGACGCCGUCUCCACUGGUUUCACAGACUGGUCUGACCAUCAACACAUCACCCCCCACGCUUGGUUUCCAAAUGACCCCACCCCUACCACCUCCAGUAUCUACCUGCACAACACCUGUGCCACCUUUUCGAGGUGACAAAAUCAUCUGCCAAAAGGAGGAGGAAGCCAAGGAUGCUACAGGACUUCACAUUCAUGAGAGAAAGAUUGAGGUAAUGGAAAACUCCUUGGUAACUGAAGUCUCCACCAAAGCCAGCAACGGGCAGCCUAUGGAGGUUGAUGGACCUGGGGCCAAGCUGCUCAACGGUAGGAAGUUUGACUCAAGUCUACCUCCAUACCACUCAGGGAACAGCCAGCCAGAGGCUCUGCAGGGCACACAGGCGCUCAAUGGCCCCACUGUACAGGGCAACGAUGGCACGGGCAAACAGACGUCAGGAGGCCCACCCUCCGAAUCCAGAAAGCCCCUUGUAAACGGGGUGUGUGACUUUGAAAGAGGGGAAGCCACAACUGGUACCCAUCCAAGCAAAAACAUUCCAAAUCAUAAAGCUUCCAAACAUAUGGGCAAUGGGGAGGUGCUGCUUCCUCAGAAAGUACACGAGACUUUUACUGACUCUCUCUCACCCCAGCAGGGCACUGCCAAAGCAGAGCAGCUGGAACGCCUGGCCAAUGGGCCAAAAAGCUCCAGUCACAGUGCUGAGAUUUCCAAUGGCCCCUCAGCCCAGAGCUUGGACACAACGGGCUUGAGGCAACAGCACCCACCUCACAACCACAUCUCUCCACUACCUGCAGCCACACCUAUCAUCCAGAAUCCCCCUGGAGCAGACCUGGCCACUAAUGGCACAUCUGAGAGCAGGCCCCUAAAGAGACCAGCAGAAGAUGGGGAGCGGGGUGCUUCAGGAAUUCCCAACAAAGUGGGCGUGCGGAUAGUCACCAUCAGCGACCCCAACAACGCUAGCAACAUUGCUACAAUGGUGGCAGUCCCAGCAGGUGUUGACCCAAGCACAGUAGCAAAAGUAGCAAUAGAAAAUGUAGCGCAGCAGAGACCCAGUGUGCCUGCUACGCUUCCUGAAACUACCACUCGGCAGCCUGUGUUGGCACAGUCUCCACCCCCAGUGGUUCAGACUGCACAAGGAGUCAGUCAGACCUCUGUUCCUCCAGGUGAUGGUCCUCAGGCCGCAGCGCUCCCUCUGGAACAGACGCGCAAACCUGGACAGAACUUCAAAUGUCUUUGGCAGGCCUGUAAAAGGUGGUUUGAGACGCCGUCACAGGUGUUCUACCAUGCGGCUACGCAACACGGCAAUAAAGAGGUUUACCCCGGCCAGUGCCUGUGGGAAGGCUGCGAACCCUUUCCACGCCAGAGACUGUCCUUCAUCACACAUCUACAGGACAAGCACUGCUCUAGGGAAGCCCUUCUAGCUGGACUCAAGCUGGAGGAAACGCAAGGCAGCAAUUCCAACACUUCCAAGUCUCCCCCACCGGCAGGCAGCAGCUCGGCUCCUCCCAGGCCACAGAAAGCUAUAGUGAAUCACCCGAGUGCAGCUCUCAUGGCCCUGCGCCGGGGCUCCCGCAACCUGGUGUUCAGGGACUUCACCGAUGAUAAAGAGGGACCACUGACCAAACACAUUAGACUAACUGCUGCCUUAACGUUAAAGAACAUUGCCAAGUAUUCAGACUGUGGACAAAAAUUGGUGAAGCGGCAUGAGAAUCACCUCUCGGUGCUGGCGCUCAGCAAUAUGGAGGUCUCCACCACGCUCGCGAAAUGCCUUUACGAACUCACGCACACACUGCAGGCUUGAGCCCAGCUGAACCCAAAAAACAUUGGAACAGGAAACGGAUCUUUUGUCCCUGUACUGGCGCGUGAGAUGCCGGCAUCGGCAAUGCCUCUCUCCUCCCCGUUCAUCGUUUUCUCCCUCCAUUCCGUUCUCUGUGCGUUGGGAUUUGUGCAUCAUCACUUCACCUUAUUAAAAAAAAAAAAAAAAAACUGCCACGGGUCUUCCACCAGCCACACAGAAACCAGCGCACACGCAACACUUUUCCAAACAAGCCACCUUCUCCUCUUCUAGCCCGAACAAAGCUGCCUCUCCACUCUCAACCAAACGAGCACAUUUUCCUCGGUCCUGAGCGAAGCGGCGGUAGCGGACGGGGGGUUAUUUUUUGGAUUGGGUGGGAGGGAGGAAGUGGGUGGGCUCAGCAGAUGCAGGGGCGGAGCAGGGGCAGCAGAGGUGUGGCUAGAUGUUUUUGUUUUUUUUUUUUUUUCUUUUGUUUUUUUUUUUUUCUUUAGAAGUUGAUAGCUUUGGUUUUCUUACUUGAGCCGAUUAUAUUUUCACUUAUUUAUUAUUGAAAUAAAUACCAAUAUUAAAUGAGAAAAAAAAAAACUUGUAAAUAUUUGUGAAUAAAUAUAAAGUUAAAAAAAAAAAAAAAAAAAAAAAAAAAUCUCCUUUCAUGCCGCUGCAGCCACUGGAGAGCUCACUCUGUGGAGUGUCAGAAGCAUUAUCUUGGUAGGUUCAGAUUUUUUUUUUUUUUUUUUUUUUUCUUCUUUUUCUUUCUCGGUUCCCUGGUGACUUGUACGAGAUGUGAUUCUAUACUCAGCAGUGGAUGAAUGUACUUAAGAACUUGUAAAUAUUCUACAAAAAGGUACUGAUGCUGUAAAGUUUAGGGAGGGGGGAUGGGGAACAGGUUUUUUUUUUGUUUUUUUUGUUUUUUUGUGGAACUGUGAUUUAUUUUAUUUCUUUUUCUUUCCCCUCCCCUGUUUUUGUACUAUUAUAACUUGUAGAACUCAUUUUGCUGGCUGAAAGAGUAUGGAAUAAUAUAUCUUGUUAUUUUGUAGAAGAGCAAAAAAAAAAACAACAAAAAAAAAAACCCCACAAAUAUUGAAGGUAUUUCCCUCCUCCACGUAUCCACUAUAAGCGUCACUGUACAGGCCCUCUCUGCCCGUACUGAAUUCUUUUUGUAUUUGUAAAUUGGUUUAAAUACAUGGCGUUUUAUACAGGUUUUCUCCUGUGUUAUUUGCUUUCUGUGCAUAUAUUUUCCUCCCCCUUCCCUUUUUUCUAUCUUAAUAUAGUGUGGAAUUUUAUUGUACUAUUUUUUCAUUCUUAAUACCAUGCCACAUUCCGGCUCCCUGCUUCCCAGACUGUCCUUCCCCUCGAGUGUGUUGUGUAACAUUUAUAAACUGCCUGUUGUGUUAGCAUCCGAGCGGGGCGUUUCCCCACCCUUCACCAUUUCUGCCGUGUCAGUAGGGUGUGUGAUUAUAUAUACAUAUACCUAACAGUCUGUUCUAGGUUGGCUUACUUUACUGGGUGACUGUUUAUAGUUUUUAAAUAAAAGACUGAACAUUUUUGC